AUCAAAACGCCCUCCCUUAGCACCUACUUCGCAAAUCGUUAUCGCUAGCCCUCUACCUUUCUUAUAGACAUCUAAUUCACUUUAUUGCCAACUGCGUACGAGCGCUGCAAGUUAUCUCGGCGUACAUUUAUAAUGACGAUGUCAGCUACCACAAUAACCCGAGAUGGCUCAACGCCUACGUCCUUUCAAGACCUCUCCAUCGAACUCCAAUUACAGAUCUGGACGUGCGCUCUCCCAGGCCCUCGAAUUAUCCAACUGCAUUAUCUGAAUGGUGUCUUCUUCUUCCGUGGUGCUCCUCCUCCACUGGUACUUCACAUAUGCCGAGCUUCUCGAGAAGUAGGCCUCAAAGUUUUUGAGAGUAUUUUUGAUCUCAACGAUAAGCCGAUAUAUAUUAAUUUCGCUUACGACACUCUCCAUCUCGCUACCAGCCCUCGGAUGUGUAAGCAAUUUACUAGCUUAUACCCUGGAAUCACAGAGAAGAUCGAGUCUCUUGCGGUUGAAAUAACCUCGGAAGAGGAGCGCGAGGAGGCAGUUAUCAAUAUUGUCACUUCACAUCUCAGUAAACUUAGGGAACUCAUCUUUGUCGCCGGAGGAGGAAUGGAGAGGAUGUUAGCAAUCAAGUAUCCAGAGAAAGUUAUGUUUCUUGAGCCAGAACCUAUGCCCGAUCCCUGGCGGCAUUAGAAACCCUGGACGGAGCUUAUGUCCCACUUUAAAGGUUGUGUAGUGCGAGUUGUGCGAGCCGAGAUAGUUUGUGGAGGUAGCAGGGACGAUGAUCAGUGAGGGCAAACAUCACAGAUGACGUCGUUAAGCCAUUGUCAAAUCUUUACUUUCUAUCCUUCCUUGCUAUAGGCUCUCUAAGCUUCUCUAUCGUUCACUUCCGAAGAUUUCCGCCCUUUCUUCCUUCUUCUCCCCUGAUAACCGU
This is a messenger RNA of Hyaloscypha bicolor E, 922 nucleotides long. RefSeq lists its product as uncharacterized. Bases 133 to 681 code for a protein of 182 amino acids. NCBI's taxonomy places the organism in Eukaryota, Fungi, Ascomycota, Leotiomycetes, Helotiales, Hyaloscyphaceae. The transcript has a single exon. The record is from RefSeq and is a predicted model, not a curated record.